ACGCCGCCUUGUUUUUUUUCUCGAAGCAUGCACAUAUUUUUUUUUUUGGACAUAAGCUUCAUAUUUGCAGAGCGGUACGGAUCGAGUGACCACAACGCCUUUGAGAAGGGAGAUGUCACAGCAAAGCGGCGCCAGCGGGAGGAUGCUUCGUUACCAGCGGUUAUUGCAGAGCAUCUCCUGUAAGAUGGACGAGACAUAUUGGGGAUAAGGAACUGGCGACUUAUCACGUUGCGGUGGAGAGAUGUUUUGCAACCGCCCUAGGCUGACCAAGAGGAUGAAUGCCUUCCCUGGCGUCAUUUCUCCUUUGUAAUAUGUAGUUCCAGCCAGCGGCAGUGUGUAGCUGUUUCUCGGGUAGUGAAGCCGCCAGCAAACCCCCCCAUCCACCACCGCCUUCCACCACCUUGAACCUCCAUGUGACGGGUGCGAUGCCCAGCUAAGAAGUGAGCGCAGCCUCCUGAGCUGUCCGUGGUGCUGAACGGAUCCGUCAGCUCCCGCUCCAUCAGGGGCUUUUAUUUUUUUUUUCUUUACGAGUUGACCUUCUCUCCCCCACCGAGCAGAAAAGCACUCUCCUGGAAUACACAGUAAGGUGGCAAAAGCAGGCCACCGCACACGGACAGCUGCUGGGCUUGACUGAGUCAGCCAGACAAUACUCUUCUUUCAUGGCUGUGGCACGCAAAAUCAAAACUUUGCUGACCGUCAACAUUUUGGUGUUUGUGGGGAUUAUCUUGUUCUCGGUCUACUGCAGGAUCCAGGACAGAUCCGAGGAGCUCAUCCAGAUAGGGCGUAUUUCUGACCAGAGGCUGCGAGCCAGGAAUGGCAAAGUUUCCAACUUGGUGGACAGGCAGUCUAUUCUCCAGAGGCUGGAGAGGCUGGAGGAUGUGGUCUACAACCAACUCAACGGUUUGGCGAAGCCCAUGGGGCUAGUUGAGGGACCCGGAGGCCUUGGCCAAGGGGGAGCUGCUGCCACUCUGGGAGAGGACAGUCGUGACGCUGAGGGGAAAUACGAGGAGUACGGUUACAAUGCUCAGCUCAGUGACCGCAUCUCCCUGGACAGGAGCAUCCCUGACUACAGGCCUAAAAAGUGUAAGCAGUUGACGUACCCAGAGGACCUUCCUCAGAUUUCUGUGGUUUUCAUCUUUGUGAACGAGGCGCUGUCAGUGAUCCUGCGCUCCGUCCACAGUGUGGUUAACCACACACCAGCACACUUGCUCAAGGAGAUCAUCCUGGUGGACGACAACAGUGACAGUGUGGAGCUGAAAUUCAACUUGGAUCAGUACGUGAACAAACGCUACCCGGGCCUGGUGAAAAUUGUGAGGAACAGCAAGCGGGAGGGCCUGAUCAGAGCCAGAAUACACGGCUGGAAUGCAGCCACGGCUCCUGUCGUCGGCUUCUUUGAUGCCCAUGUUGAGUUCAACACUGGCUGGGCUGAACCUAUUCUGACCCGGAUGAAGGAGGAUCACACCCGCAUCAUCCUGCCUGCCAUAGACAACAUCAAGUACAACACGUUUGAGGUGCAGCAGUAUGCCAACGCCGCCCAUGGCUACAACUGGGGGUUGUGGUGCAUGUACAUCAUCCCUCCGCAGGAGUGGCUGGACAAGGGCGAUGAGACGGCCCCUAUCAGAACUCCAGCUAUGAUUGGUUGCUCCUUUGUGGUUGAUCGGGAAUACUUUGGCGAGAUCGGACUGCUGGAUCCUGGCAUGGAGGUCUACGGAGGCGAGAACAUCGAGCUCGGCAUGCGGGUGUGGCAAUGUGGAGGCAGUAUGGAAGUCCUCCCCUGUGCCAGAGUAGCUCACAUCGAGCGCACCAAGAAGCCCUACAACAAUGACAUAGAUUACUAUGCUAAGCGCAAUGCCCUGCGGGCUGCUGAGGUGUGGAUGGAUGAAUACAAAUCCCACGUCUACAUGGCCUGGAACAUUCCCAUGAACAACCCGGGGGUUGAUUUUGGGGAUGUCUCUGAGCGACUGGCCUUAAGGAAGAGGCUACAGUGCCGGAGUUUCCGUUGGUACCUUGAACACGUCUAUCCAGAGAUGCGCAUCUACAACAACACCAUCACAUAUGGCGAGGUGAGGAACAGCAAAGCCAGCGGCUACUGCCUGGACCAGGGCUCUGAGGACGACGACAAAGCCAUCCUCUACCCCUGCCAUGGCAUGUCCUCCCAGCUCGCCCGCUACUCUACCGAGGGACUUCUCCAGUUAGGACCCCUGGGGUCGACCACUUUCCUGCCUGACACAAAAUGUCUUGUUGAUGAUGGCAGAGGACGCACUCCCAGACUGAAAAAAUGUGACGCUGUUUCAAGGAUCUCCCAGAGACUUUGGGACUUUACACAGAAUGGUCCGAUCAUCAGCAGGGAUACUGGUCGCUGUUUGGAGGUAGAAAUGUCCAAAGAUGCCAAUUUUGGCCUUCGCCUGGUGGUCCAGAGAUGCUCCGGUCAGAAGUGGAUGAUACGAAACUGGAUUAAGCAUCCCAGGCAUUGAAGCCAGAGAACAACCUCAGAGACAGUUUGGGCAGUGUUUCAAGUCGCAGUUGGAUCUCAAAUGUUGAACAGUUCAGGGAGGAGCGGGGACUGCUGUUGUAAGUGUGUGGUAUUUCACACUACAGACUGCAGUACACACUGAGCUCCCUCAGGCCACGGAGCUUUACAACACUGAGUCUUAAAGAAGAAUAUGAUCAAUUCAAGGGUUCUACUGAGCUGCGCUUUCACAGAGACCUUAAGGCAAGCUGCGCUGUUUGAAAUGGCCCACAUUUCUGACAUUGAGCUACAUGUAUAGAAACAGAAACAAGACGCCUGAGUGCAGACCCUGAAGGUGGUUUGAGAUCCUAGUAAUUCUUUUGUUUGUACUGUAAACUAAACUAUCAGAUCUUUGGAGACGAGAAAGUGUGUGUGUGUGUGUGUGUGUGUGUGUGUGUGUGUGUGUGUGUGUGUGUGUGU
This is a messenger RNA of Larimichthys crocea (large yellow croaker), 2929 nucleotides long. It is a transcript of the gene galnt9, whose product is annotated as polypeptide N-acetylgalactosaminyltransferase 9. The transcript is spliced from 11 exons. The coding region runs from base 660 to 2474 and encodes 604 amino acids. NCBI's taxonomy places the organism in Eukaryota, Metazoa, Chordata, Actinopteri, Sciaenidae. Gene Ontology annotation, molecular function: polypeptide N-acetylgalactosaminyltransferase activity. Gene Ontology annotation, biological process: protein O-linked glycosylation. Gene Ontology annotation, cellular component: Golgi apparatus. The record is from RefSeq and is a predicted model, not a curated record.